Pogonomyrmex barbatus (red harvester ant) is the source of this 942-nucleotide messenger RNA. It is a transcript of the gene Tpx-4, whose product is annotated as thioredoxin peroxidase 4. Gene Ontology annotation, biological process: cellular oxidant detoxification; cell redox homeostasis. Gene Ontology annotation, cellular component: cytosol; mitochondrion. The record is from RefSeq and is a predicted model, not a curated record. Lineage: Eukaryota; Metazoa; Arthropoda; Insecta; Hymenoptera; Formicidae. Gene Ontology annotation, molecular function: peroxiredoxin activity.
UGAGCGCCGUAUAUAAAGCGUACGGACAAUGUAGCUCGUCCAGAUCAGUGCUCGGAAAGCAUUCCAUCGAGACGGAUAAUCGUGGACACGAGUAAUUUUUUCCAUUAAACAUCAAGGACAGAGCCAUAAUGCGACUUAACAGUAUCGUACCAAAUUUUAAGGCUGAUACCACGCAAGGCCCCAUCGACUUUUACGAUUGGCAGGGCGAAUCAUGGGUAGUCCUGUUUUCUCAUCCUGCGGAUUUUACUCCUGUGUGUACCACCGAAUUAGGUCGUAUCGCGGUACAUCAGCCAUAUUUUGAAAAGCGCAACACCAAGCUGUUAGCUCAUUCAGUCGACAAGCUCAAAGAUCACGUGGACUGGGUCAAUGACAUCAAAUCAUACUGCAAGGAUAUUCCUGGGGCUUUUCCAUAUCCUAUAAUCGCUGAUCAUGAGCGCAAGCUUGCCGUGCAACUGGACAUGAUCGACGAGCAGAGUAAAGAUGAUCCAGAAACCGCUCAAACUGUUCGAGCUUUGUACAUCAUCAGUCCGGAUCAUCGUCUGCGACUUUCCAUGCAAUAUCCGACCUCUACUGGACGCAACGUCGACGAAAUAUUACGUGUAAUCGAUUCACUGCAACUUGUCGACAGAAGACCGGAAGUAGCAACUCCCGCCAAUUGGGUGCCUGGCGAAAAAGUAAUGAUUUUGCCAACAGUCAAAGAGGAAGAUCUCCCGAAACUCUUCCCAGGAGGCGUCGAUCGCGUAUCCAUGCCGUCCGGAAAGGUGUAUGUCCGCACUACUACUAAUUACUAAUUGUAAAAAUAUUUUGUUUACAAAUAUAUUUUUAUUCACUUCAGAACUUUACUCAACUUUCAGCAUUUUAAAACACGUUUAUGAGAUUUAAACAGGAUCGUAACAUGAUAAGAUUUCUUUUAAUAAAAAUUGCAUUCAGCUUUGACAAUAA